This is a messenger RNA of Trypanosoma brucei brucei TREU927, 1290 nucleotides long. RefSeq lists its product as hypothetical. Bases 1 to 1290 code for a protein of 429 amino acids. Gene Ontology annotation, cellular component: nucleus. The transcript has a single exon. Gene Ontology annotation, molecular function: protein binding. The record is from RefSeq and is a predicted model, not a curated record. Lineage: Eukaryota; Euglenozoa; Kinetoplastea; Trypanosomatida; Trypanosomatidae.
AUGGUGAGGCUUCGCUCGGCCUGGGUUGCACAGCAAUCGUCCAGAGAACUUAACACAUACUUGCGGCAACGCGCAUGGCAUUUUGCCUCAUGUGGGAACCAUGCUAUUGCGGCAGAUUACGUCAUCCGGUUACUCAAUCGUCACCCGCGCGAUGCGACAAUGUUGUUGCUCGGUGAAGUUACAGCCCGCCGCACACGCCAGAAGCAACUUGAGGCAAAGUGCCGUCAGUCUCAUGAAAGGCUAUGCACUUGCAUGAACGUCAACAACGCCCUUUCCCUAGUAGAGGAUGAGCGGAAGCGGGAGACGCUCAAAGAAUGGUUGCAGGAGCCACCACCUGCUGACGAUGUGGAACUGGAGGAGCACAUUAUCGUCAGUGAACAGGAGCCUUUGCCAGAAACACAGACUGCGGUAGAAGUCAUGGCGCAGCGAGUGAGUGCAAAGCCGCUCGUGGGUUUGCAGUUUCCAAAGCAAAGCAUCUACGGUCGUGGUAUAUAUGCUCUUACUCGAGUGCCUUCAGGUACUGCUGUGUUGGCCGACCAACCUUUUGUUGUGCAGCGAAUGAACAGCACGACAUGCGCGCACUGUCUAUCGUCUAUCACCAGUGCCAGUAGCACGUCGUCAGCAGCGGGUGUUGUGUGUCCACACUGCGGUCAGGAAAGUUAUUGUAGCAUUUCUUGCCGCGAUGCUGCAUGGCGUGAAUACCACAGCUGUUGCUGCCAUGCCACGAACAAAAUGUACGCGAGUUGGGAAUCAAGCAUGCAAGAGCUUUUCUCAACUGAUGUGCCAGAGGAGUCGCGAGCUGCCUUGUGUUGCUUGGCAGUGGCGAAGAUUUGUGCUAUGGCGACGGUGCAACAGCAACAUCCGCUCUCUCUACCACGUCUUCGGUCCCUACGCGGCCGUGCAACCUACGAUGCAGCAACAGCAUUGAGCGAGGUCGGUGCGCUCGCUGUGACACUUGCCCAGUCACUACACCAACAGCACCUUUACAUGGAGGAAAUACUCUCACUUUUUGCGCUUGUGCAGACCAAUGAGUUCCUUCUUUCCGGUGGCAUGGCUCUCUACCACGGUUACUCAUUUCUUAACCAUAGUUGCGAACCAAACUGUGGAUUCGUUGGUACUAAUGCAAUGAACCGCCGGUUGGUGGUAUUGCGGGAUAUACGGGAGGGAGAGCAGUUGUUGAUUAACUACAACGCAGACUUAACAACAUGUGUCUCUUACGAGGACAGGCGGGCACUUUGCAAACAACGUUACUUUGAGUGCUUCUGCCCAAAAUGUAUUCGAAGGGAGUAA